Messenger RNA from Plectropomus leopardus (leopard coralgrouper), 3178 nucleotides. Lineage: Eukaryota; Metazoa; Chordata; Actinopteri; Perciformes; Serranidae. The record is from RefSeq and is a predicted model, not a curated record.
UAUGUUUUCUGUUCCCCGGGGCCACAGUGUUUUCAACGGGACUCAACUUACUACUUACUGGACUCGCCAUGGCCGCUUGACCCAGGCUGAAAUACCCUUCUUCCGUUAUCAUUUAUUCGAAACAUUUGCCCAAAGUUUUUCCAGAUAAACUUUCGUCUUUUGUGUAGUUUUUAUGUCAAGAAACAAGGAUGCAACCCCCACCGAGAAAGGUCCGGGUCACCCAGGAGCUGAAACACACUCACGCAGAGCAGAUGAGCAGAUUACACAUCAAACACCAGACAGAGUGUGACCUCCUGGAAGACCUGAGGACUUUUAGCCAAAAGAGGGCAGCUGUUGAGCGUGACUACGCCCAGGCUCUCCAGAAGUUGGCAAAUCAGUAUCUAAAGAGGGAAUGGCCGGACAGUCAGACAGAAGAACAGGCAGACCACAGGAACAUGUAUUGUGUAUGGAGGGCCUAUUUGGAGGGCACAGUCCAGGUCACCCAGUCCAGAAUCAGUGCCUGUGAUAACUACAAAGUCCAGGUCGCAGAUCCAGCCAAGACGGCCAGACUGCAGAAGGAACAGCAGCUGAGGAAGUGUAUUGAACAGCUGACGGUGGUUCAAGUUGAGCUGCAGGAGUCAGUGAAGGAGCUCACCAAGAGCAGGAAGAAAUACCAGGAGGCUGAGACGAUGGCACAGGCUGUCCGAGAGAAGGCAGAGCUGGACGCCAAGUCCAAAUUAAGUCUUUUCCAGUCCAGAUCCAGUCUUCAGAGGGCAAGCGUAAAGCUGAAAGCCAAGAGGAGCGAGUGCAACUCCAAAGCCACCCACGCCAGAAACGACUACCUUCUAACAUUAGCCGCCGCUAAUGCCCACCAGCAACGCUACUACGACACAGACCUCAUGGACUGCAUCAAGGUCUUAGAUGGCCGAAUCUAUGAGCAGGUAAAAGAUUACCUGGUGUCACUGUGUCAGACGGAGCUGGAGAGUUAUCAGACUGUCCACGACACCUUCAACCACCUCUUAAACAGCUCAAAUGCGGUUCUGCAGGACUUUCACCAGCAGCUGUUUGUACAGAAGAACCUCAUGUUUCAGCAAGCCCCGGAUUUUGUGUACCAGCCCAGCGAGUCAGAUACGGUGGUGCAGCUGCAGAGGGAGAGUGGAACAACAGAGGAGCACAGUUUGGAUAAAGAGGCGAGGAAAUGGGCGAGCCGCGUGGCCCGAGAAUAUAAGAGCAUCAUCCACACCCAGCGGGCCCUGGAGGAUUAUGGGACGCAGGAAGCAUCAGAGCAAAACAACAGUGAGCUGGAGACCAAGAUGGAGGUGGCCAGGCAGAGUCUGCGGAGAGCAGAGACAGUCAAAGUGAAAGCAGAGGCUCGUCUGGACCUUUUGAGGCAGGCGGGCGUUGCUGUCGAAACAUGGCUUAAAAGCGCCAUGAACCAGGUGAUGGAGGAGCUGGAGAAUGAACGCUGGAACAACCUCAGUACCCAUGAUCCUUCACUCUCUGGAACAGCAGAUUUGGAGCGAGAAGACGAGGAGGAGAUGGAGGACAGUGGUGAAGUGUUAGACGACAGCAGCUCCAGCCCCUCAAGCACUUUGAAAAACUAUCCCCUCACCUGCAAAGUACUCUACUCCUACAAGGCAUCUCAGCCGGAUGAGCUAACCAUUGAGGAGCAGGAAAUCUUGGAGGUCAUUGAUGAUGGAGACAUGGAGGACUGGGUCAAGGCCAGAAACCGCAGCGGGCAGGUCGGCUACGUCCCAGAGAAAUACUUGCAGCUCCCGUCUUCCAACAGCCUUCUGAGUAUGCUGCAGGCUCUGGCUGCGCUGGACGCCAGAUCCCAUUCCUCCAGUAACUCCACUGAACCUGAAACCGAACUGCCAACUGGCUCUGUCAACGGAGACUCCAGUGUGUCAUUUGCGAAGGCCCUGUACGACUACGCGGGACAAACAGACGAUGAGCUGUCAUUUCCAGAGGGCGCCAUCAUCCGCAUCCUGAGCAGGGAAACCCACGAGGACGACGGUUUCUGGGAGGGAGAGUUUAACGGCGUCGUCGGAGUCUUCCCCGCAGUUCUGGUGGAGGAUCUCACCGGUGCCAGCGAGAACGGAGAUGGACAAAGAGAUGGCAGUGCACAACCUUCCCCCUCGCCUUUGGCCCAGUGCGACCGCUCCCCUCGCAGUCCCUUCCAGCCAGGGCCUCUCCACAGCAGCCCCCUUCAGACGCCCACCAUGUCCUCUCCUCUGUCAAGUCCCUGCAGCGCCACGGCCUCUCCCAUUGGCCGACCGCCCUCCUAUCACAACGGACAUCACAGGCCACCGCCAGCGCCGCACAAAAGUCCCUUUCAGAGUCCGGUCCAAGGCUCGCCACAACCGCCCAAAUACCCGGAGAGCGGCUCCGGCACCAUUCGACCUGUCCGUGCCGCUCCUCCGCCCCCUAAGCAGCAUCCUCGCGGGCAGGUGAAACGGAGGGAAGAGGUGGAGAUCACGCUGGUGUGAAGGCAGUCGGCACCCUGGUGGUGGCGGCGACGACGGCUCUGUUCAAACCAGAUGGGACCUCAUGGUUCUGCGCCUCCUAAACGCACUCCCAAAGGAAACCCGAGGAAACCCCCAGAAGACGCCUGGAGGCCGUGAGAGGCCUUCAAGUUUGUCCUCUUGUCUUUUCACACAACACCUCAUCAGGGUCAGUGUGCUGUGGAGGAAUAUUGUGCCUUUCUCUAAACUAUACUCCUUUACUCACGCUCCCUUACCCAGUGUUUGUCUCCUAUUGGACUGAUAAAUAUUGUAAUUUUUAUUCAAAGUUAUACAUCCUUUAGUCAAUAUUGUUCACCUCUUCUGCCUGGACAUGAAUCAUUUUACAGUCCUGAUAACAUCUGUCGAUAACAGAAAAUGUGCCGUGAAACAUUAAGUCCUGGUGUCAGUGUUCAGAUCCUCUUUCCUUUCUGUGCCGUCGCUCAUAGUAACUGAUAUAGUGAUUACUAGAGUAUAAUACGACGCCUCUGUUCAGGGCCUCAAAACACAGUAAAACCUGUUCAUGUGAGAAAUUAGGAAAGUCACAUUAAUCCACACAAAUCUUAAAUGUCAAGUUUUGUGACGGAAAGAUUUGUGCUGUUUACUGAUGAUGAUUUUUUUAUGGCUCUACAAGGGAUGCACGAUAUUGGAUUUUUUGCAGAUAUAUAUAUAUAUAUAUAUAUAUAUAUAUAUAUAUA